Messenger RNA from Chinchilla lanigera (long-tailed chinchilla), 925 nucleotides. RefSeq names its product chemokine (C-C motif) ligand 17 (gene Ccl17). The transcript is spliced from 3 exons. Lineage: Eukaryota; Metazoa; Chordata; Mammalia; Rodentia; Chinchillidae. Gene Ontology annotation, molecular function: chemokine activity; CCR chemokine receptor binding. The coding region runs from base 417 to 776 and encodes 119 amino acids. Gene Ontology annotation, biological process: inflammatory response; cellular response to type II interferon; positive regulation of GTPase activity. The record is from RefSeq and is a predicted model, not a curated record. Gene Ontology annotation, cellular component: extracellular region.
AGCUGCAGCCCCCAGGGGACCCUCCUAGCACCCCAAAGCUCUUGGCUCACUUGGCCUCUGCUGUUUGUCCACCGUAUCUGUCCCCACAGGGCGCCAGACAUGAAGGCCUCUCACCAGCAUCCGAGCAGGGUAAACCCAGUGCAGGACAGAGGCCUCUUGCUUCUGCUAAUAGAGGAACCAAGAAAUGUCCCCUGGGAAAGCAGAAGUGUCACUGUCCUGUCCCUGGACACACGGACUCCACUUCUGUCCUCAGUUCAGUACCCGUUCUCUGGAAAGCCGCAAACAUUCCAAGACUGGACUUCUACCGAAUCAUCUCAAAUUCUGUGAACAGCCCUGGCCCAGGAAGGGAGUGGGAGGCGACAGAGGUGGAGCACAACCUUGAAGAGGUUAAAUAAGUCACCCCCAACCUCACCAUCAUGCUCAUCUCUGCUGAGCAGAGGGACCAGAGAACUUCUCCCGGCCCUGGCGCCAUGACAUCCCUGCAGACGCUGAUGCUGGCCACCCUGCUUCUGAGCGCCUCUCUGCAGUGUGGCCAUGCAGCUCGAGCCACCAACGUGGGACGAGAGUGCUGCCUGGAGCACUUCAAGGGAGCCAUUCCCACCAGAAAGCUGGUGCACUGGUACAGGACCUCGGCCGAGUGUCCCAAGGACGCCAUCGUGUUUGUGACCGUCCAGGGCAGGCACAUCUGCUCGGACCCUGAGGACAGGCGCGUGAGGAAGGCAGUUAGAUACCUGCAGAGCCUCAUGAAGUCACUCAGAGCCACCACCCACGACUGAUGCUCUUCCCGGACCAUUCAGAGACUUCCGGCAUCUGCAUUCAGGACCCCAGCCCCGAGCGGCCUGAGGAGCCUCAGCGAGGGAGACCAUCCCUUCCUGAACAGACCCCGCGGGCACCGAGGAGCCCAGAUUAAACAGCCCUUCCCCUC